Messenger RNA from Apis laboriosa (Himalayan honeybee), 2182 nucleotides. RefSeq names its product aarF domain-containing kinase 1 (gene Adck1). The record is from RefSeq and is a predicted model, not a curated record. Gene Ontology annotation, cellular component: mitochondrial inner membrane. Gene Ontology annotation, molecular function: ATP binding; protein kinase activity. The transcript is spliced from 2 exons. Bases 596 to 2164 code for a protein of 522 amino acids. NCBI's taxonomy places the organism in Eukaryota, Metazoa, Arthropoda, Insecta, Hymenoptera, Apidae. Gene Ontology annotation, biological process: protein phosphorylation; lipid homeostasis; mitochondrion organization.
CAUAGUGAUAAAUUUGUAUUAUUGAUAAUAUCCAAUAUUUAUUUAAUUUUUAUUAUAAAAAAAUUAUAACAAAAGAGUAAACCUAAUGAUUUAUAAGAUUUAUCGAAAUGUAACUUCAUCGAUAUCCGAAAUAAUAACAUCGAUAUGUAAAGAAAAACGAUGAUCAAUGUAAAUUGAUUAUUCCAUGUGAGCGAAGGUUAACAGUUUUGAAACGAAAACAGGUUAUCAUGUUACCUUUCCAUAAAAAACAAGUAACUAAACAAAUACUAAAUAAAAUUAAUCGGAUAUUUUUAAAAAAAAAAUUUAAAAAUUGAAAUAUUCUCAAAUAUCAUUUUUUAAUACAUAAAUUUUGUCACAUCUUUUACAUGCACAUAGUUUAGGUUAUUACGAUCUCCGAAAUUUAUGAACAAUUUGUAACUUAGAAAGACAUAAGUGAAUUACGUAAUUUUUUAUACUUUAUUUCAUUUAUGUGGUAAGGAGUUAUUACUGAGGAAAAAAAAUAAUUUCGACUAUACCACAAAGUAAUUUAAUACUUAUAAAGAUCCAAAAUAUAUAAAAUUAAACAAAAAUUUUGUUAUUUUACUUUUAAUUGAUAAUGUUUGUAUCCAAAAAAUUAUUAAAAAGAGCUGCUCUUGGAAUACUUGGAUUGGGCACAUUAGCAUCUUUAAGAGCAAAUGAAUAUGAUUUGGGAUCUAUAGGUAUUGUACGACUAGGACGUGCUGUAGUUACUGUUUUUAUAAUUGGAAGACAUUAUAAAAAUGAAUUAUAUGGAACUAAUUUAAAUCCAAAUACCCAAGAAUAUGUUGACUUAAAAUCAAAAGUACAUAAAUAUGGAGCACAAAAACUCUUAGAACUUUGUUGUGCUAAUAAAGGUGUUUAUAUAAAAGUAGGUCAACAUAUUGGUGCACUAGAUUAUUUACUGCCACAAGAAUAUGUUAAUACAAUGAGGGUAUUACAUAGCUCAGCACCACAAUCAUCAUUUAAAGAUAUACUUACUGUUAUUAAAGAAGAUUUCAAGAAAGAUCCAUAUGAAAUAUUUGAAAGUAUCGAUCCUGAACCUUUAGGUACUGCCAGUUUAGCACAAGUUCAUAAAGCUGUAUUAAAAAAUGGUGGUAUUGUUGCUGUUAAAAUUCAACAUCGAUCAGUUAAAACAAAUUCUUAUGUAGAUAUAAAAACUAUGUCAACUUUAGUAAAAUUGACAUCAUUAGUUUUUCCUGAUUUUAAAUUUGACUGGCUUGUUGAUGAAACUAAAAAAAAUAUUCCUCGAGAACUGGAUUUCACUCAAGAGGGAAAAAAUGCAGAAAAAAUUCAAAAUAUAUUUUCCCAUUAUCAUUGGUUAAAAAUACCAAAAAUACAUUGGGAAAUUUCAUCACCACGAGUUCUAACAAUGGAAUUUGUAAAAGGAGGUCAAGUUAAUGAUUUAAAAUAUAUUCAAAAUAGUAAUUUAAAUCCAUAUGAAGUUAGCAGUAAAUUAGGCCGGCUUUAUAGUCACAUGAUAUUUAUAGUGGGAUUCGUACAUUCAGAUCCACAUCCUGGUAAUGUCUUAGUUAGAAAGAAAAAUAAUGAAGCAGAAAUCAUACUUUUAGAUCAUGGAUUGUAUGCAAAUCUUUCAAAUGAAUUUCGAUGGGAAUAUUCUAAACUUUGGUUGGCAAUAUUUGAUGGCAAUAAAACUGCAAUGCAAACACAUUGUGCUAAUUUAGGUGUUACAGAUUUGUAUGGGUUACUAGCUUGUAUGGUAUCAGGAAGAUCUUGGAAUACAAUUAUGGCUGGUGUCCAAAAAACUAAAUAUGACAUACAAGAAAAAGAAGAAUUUCAAAGAGAAAUACCAAAUUUAUUACCACAAAUUAGCAAUGUAUUAGACAAAGUAAACAGACAAAUGUUGUUAAUUCUUAAAACAAAUGAUCUUAUGCGUUGCAUUGAAUAUUCGCUCAAUACAGGAUCAAGAAUGUCAGGAAUGUUAGAAAUGUCAAAAUGUUGUAUACAUUCUGUAUAUGGAGAAAAACUGAAAUCUUGUACAAAUGUAUGGGAAAAAUGGAAAAUUUCUCUAUCUAAACAAUGGGCACUCUUUAAAAUAUCAUUAUAUUAUAUAUACUUAGGGGCAUUAAAUUUUAAUAUACAAAAUUCUGUUAACUCAUUUUUAAAGAAUGAAUUUUAUACUUUUUAAUAUUACAUGUUUCUAGGA